UCCCUCUACAACCGGUCUUAAGAAGAUCUAGUUGACAUGCGAAAACUGUGAUAUGAGGACUGAAGAAGUUGCGAAGUCACAAUAAAAUUCCUCAAUCUUCCAUCAGUAGCUCUUUCCUGCCAUGUCACGUCUCAAAGUGCCUCUCAGUGUGGUCAUAGGAUUCGUCUCCUCUUUAAUCUCAACCCGGAUUUGUAUCAAGAUGAAUCAACUUCUUCUCAGCUUGAGUUCUCACUCUGAAAGAUUUUAUAAGAAGAAACUGUUCCAACGGGAUUGUCGAGUGAAAUUCAUCGCAGUGGUUGGACUCAAGUCUCAAACCAAACAGGUCUUACGAUUUACAGAUGAAGUCGAUGCAGAGAAACCAUUAUAUCCUGUGCUAGCUGUUCGAGCCAGCGCCGGUAUCGCCAGCUCGGCUUUUGGUUUCCUGCUGCAAACCACCAUGGGGAGAUAUUAUUAUCAAAGAUCAAUUCGAGGCAAUUAAUUCUACCCGCACCUGAUCAAUGGUGGCUAUUCCGCGGUUCAAACACGGGCGAAUGGCUCGGGAGAUGCUGACUAGGAAGGUUCCUUCACC
Messenger RNA from Colletotrichum acutatum, 568 nucleotides. RefSeq lists its product as uncharacterized. Lineage: Eukaryota; Fungi; Ascomycota; Sordariomycetes; Glomerellales; Glomerellaceae. The transcript has a single exon. The record is from RefSeq and is a predicted model, not a curated record. The coding region runs from base 122 to 478 and encodes 118 amino acids.